AUUAACACAUUCCAGGAAAGCCUGGUUUGGGGUUGGGAUUUUAUUUUUAAUCCUGUCAUAGUGAAAUAAAGUAGGCAACUCAAGCAUUUUUUCUGCACUAUAACAAAUCCAUCCAAGCAGACACGGGCAGAUCAGCCUCUGUAAGACAAUCACACUGGACUCCAGAAGACUCGGUGUCCUCUCUCCUUGCCUCCCUGCUGCUGCUUGAGAGAGGCAUGUUCUCUCCGUCCUCCCCACCCGCUGGGCUGUUGGAGAAGGCCUUCCAGUACAUCGAUCUCCAUCAGAAUGAGUUUGUACAGACGCUUAAGGAGUGGGUGGCUGUGGAGAGCGACUCGGUUCAGCCCCAGCCCCGCCUCAGAUGGGAGCUCUUCAGAAUGAUGACGUUGGCUGCGGACAGGCUCCGGCGCCUGGGAGCCAGUGUGGACUCCGUGGACCCGGGUGUUCAGCAGCUGCCUAAUGGUCAGACUCUCCCGAUACCUCCCAUCAUCCUGGCCGAACUGGGGAAUGAUCCAAAGAAAGCCACCGUGUGCUUCUAUGGCCACUUGGAUGUGCAGCCUGCUAGACAGGAAGAUGGGUGGCUCUCAGACCCUUACACGCUGACGGAAGUGGAUGGAAAACUUUACGGACGGGGAGCAACAGACAAUAAAGGCCCUGUUUUAGCGUGGAUUAAUGCCGUGAGCACCUUCAGAUCCCUGGAGGAAGAUCUCCCUGUGAAUAUCAAAUUCGUCAUUGAAGGGAUGGAAGAAGCCGGUUCCGCUGGCCUGGAGGAACUGGUCAGAAAGGAGAAGGACCGGUUCUUUUCCAGUGUAGACUAUGUCGUCAUUUCAGAUAAUCUGUGGCUCAGCCAGAGGAAGCCAGCCCUCACUUACGGCACACGAGGAAACAGCUACUUCAGGGUGGAGGUGAGAUGCAGAGAUCAAGAUUUUCAUUCAGGAACCUUUGGGGGUAUCCUCAAUGAACCAAUGGCUGAUUUGGUUGCUCUUCUUG
Molecule: messenger RNA, 987 nt
Organism: Leptonychotes weddellii (Weddell seal)
Lineage: Eukaryota; Metazoa; Chordata; Mammalia; Carnivora; Phocidae
Source: RefSeq, a predicted model, not a curated record